This is a messenger RNA of Ramularia collo-cygni, 552 nucleotides long. RefSeq names its product related to Rho GTPase Rac. The record is from RefSeq and is a predicted model, not a curated record. Gene Ontology annotation, cellular component: plasma membrane; cell projection; cytoskeleton. Gene Ontology annotation, molecular function: GTP binding; GTPase activity; protein kinase binding. The transcript is spliced from 2 exons. Gene Ontology annotation, biological process: actin filament organization; regulation of cell shape; small GTPase-mediated signal transduction. Lineage: Eukaryota; Fungi; Ascomycota; Dothideomycetes; Mycosphaerellales; Mycosphaerellaceae. Bases 1 to 552 code for a protein of 183 amino acids.
AUGAGAAUGGUCACCCCUCCUAACUUCAAGCAGUGCGUGGUAGUGGGAAACGGCGCCGUCGGGAAAACCUAUAUGCUUUCAUCCUACUUUGAAAACGUCCAAGUCACCAAGACCAGCGAAUGGAUUCCCACUGAAGAUUCAAAGAGAUACGCAUCAACAAUCGAAGGCGAGGAUGUGGAAUUCUGGGAUACACCAGUCUUCGGCGAGAUUUUCGACCAGAGACGUCUUCAGACAUACCCUGGAGCCGACGUCGUCAUCAUCUGUUUCUCUAUCGUGUCCCCGACUUUCUUGGAGACAGUCAUCACCAAGUGGCAGCCAGAGGUGCAAAAGUAUGCGCCCAACGCCUCGAUCUUGCUCGUUGGUACGAAAUUAGAUUUGAGAGAUGAUGAGGAGGUUCGGAAGGAUCUUCGCGACCUUGGCCUGGAGCCUGUGUCGUACGAAGAUGGUUCGCGGGCGGCUGAAAAAAUCCUCGCAAGGUAUAUUGAGUGUUCGGCACUUACUAGACAGAACCUAGACAGUGUGUUCAGGGAAGCUGUAAAGUUGAGCAAGUAG